Molecule: messenger RNA, 6765 nt
Organism: Solea senegalensis (Senegalese sole)
Lineage: Eukaryota; Metazoa; Chordata; Actinopteri; Pleuronectiformes; Soleidae
Gene: gli2a
Product: GLI family zinc finger 2a
Exons: 14
Coding region: 500-5044 (1514 amino acids)
Biological process (GO): smoothened signaling pathway; regulation of transcription by RNA polymerase II
Cellular component (GO): nucleus
Molecular function (GO): DNA-binding transcription factor activity, RNA polymerase II-specific; RNA polymerase II cis-regulatory region sequence-specific DNA binding
Source: RefSeq, a predicted model, not a curated record
CAGCUUGAGGAUCUCAACAGCACCGCAUGUCUCUGCAACAACUGUGGGAGUGAAGCCAAACUGCGCUAAGUCCUGUUCUAACUUUUCUUUUUACAUCGUUUUGUACGUAUCAUAUUCGUCUGCUGAAGGAGCGCACACAGGACGCACGGGGAGAAAGAGCGCACGUCUCUGGAGAAGGAGAGGAGAAGAGAAGAUGGAUUGUAAGAAAAGAAAAAGUUAACAGGACAGGGGGGCGGUCAUGCUAUGCCAAGUUUGCGCGAUUCCCAACUUUUCCUAAAGUCGCUUGUUAUUGUUUUUUUAAUGGAGUUUUGCUCGGACGCGUGUUGUUUGCGCGCUUCGUGGCCAACGUUGGCGUCAGCGCACUCGUAGUUUACGGGAAACCCGACUGCACGCGAACGUUUACUCGGACAAAAAGAAGAAGAAGACAAGACGAGGAGAACUCCGGCUUCGACGCGUAAGGAGAGAGCGGUGAAGGUUGUGACGGAAACUGAAGAGCGACAUGGAGACUUCAGCUCCGACAGCCACUGAGAAGAAGGAGUGUAAGGGCUCAGGCUUGGAUGGAAGCAGCUUCUCAGAACUCCCCAAAAAGCCCUCGCCCACCACCCUGACCAGAGGUGCCCACCACCUCUUCCCGCCGUUUCACACACCCAUCCCAAUCGACAUGAGACACCAUGAGGGGCGGUACCAUUACGAACCACACCCACUUCAUGCCAUGCAUGGACCUCCAGGACUGACAGGCAGUCCAGUCAUCUCAGAUAUUUCCCUCAUCCGUUUAUCACCCCACGCUGCAGCCGGAGCGGGUGAGUCACCGUUUAGCCCACCACAUCCAUACGUCAGUCCCCACAUGGAGCACUACCUGCGCUCAGUGCACGGAAGCCCCACACUGUCCAUGAUCUCCGCUGCGAGGGGACUGAGCCCCGCUGAAGUGACCCAUGAACACUUGAAGGACCGCGCCCUGUUCAGCCUUCCCCCUCCUCCACCAGGAGCCAACCCUACGGAGUACUACCACCUGAUGGCCAGUGCCACUCAGCGAAGCCCCUACGGUGACCUCCUGAUGCAGAGUGGCGCCGCAGCAGCAGCAGCGGCGGCGGCGGCAGCAGCUGCAGCCGCAGCGGCCACUCACCUGCCUGAUUAUAUCAGCCCCAUGGAUGUAUCACGUUUUUCCAGCCCGCGGCUGACACCACGGCUGAGCAGAAAGAGGGCGCUGUCCAUCUCUCCCCUGUCAGAUGCCAGCAUUGACCUGCAGACCAUGAUCCGCACCUCGCCCAACUCCCUCGUGGCUUACAUCAAUAAUUCCCGGUCCAGCUCUGCUGCCAGCAGCUCCUAUGGGCACCUUUCAGUAGGAGGUAUCAGUCCUUCCUUUAGUUUCCCUCACCCUAUCAACCCAGUGGCAUACCAGCAGCUGUUGUCCCAGCAGAGGAGUCUCAACACCUUUGGCCACACACCUCCCCUCAUUCAACCAUCACCGUCCUCUUUCUCUGCACGACAACAUCCCCUCACUGCUCCACCAAUGUCAACCACCCACAACACCUCCAACUCUGAGGCAAACCAGAAUGCCAGUGGUGACCCAGCAGUGAGCAGUACGGUCAACCCACUGACCACCAAGAGAUCGAAGGUCAAGACAGAAGCAGAGGGUCCACUCCCCCUCUCACCGACUGCUCAAGACCACAGUGGUGGAGGGAUCUUGGACUUGAGUGAGGAUCUGGAUAAAGAUGAGUGCAAGCAGGAGCCAGAGGCCAUUUAUGAGACAAACUGCCACUGGGAAGGUUGCACCAAGGAGUAUGACACCCAGGACCAACUUGUGCAUCACAUCAACAAUGACCACAUCCAUGGCGAGAAGAAGGAGUUUGUGUGUCGCUGGGAGGAGUGUUCCCGGGAGCAGAAGCCCUUCAAGGCUCAGUAUAUGCUGGUGGUCCACAUGAGGCGACACACGGGAGAGAAGCCACACAAAUGCACAUUUGAGGGCUGUUCCAAAGCCUACUCCCGUCUGGAGAACCUCAAAACACACCUUCGGUCCCACACUGGAGAGAAGCCGUAUGUGUGUGAACAUGAAGGCUGCAACAAAGCCUUCUCCAACGCCUCAGACCGGGCCAAACACCAGAACCGCACACACUCCAAUGAGAAACCAUACGUGUGUAAGAUCCCGGGGUGUACCAAGCGCUACACGGACCCAAGUUCUCUCAGGAAGCACGUCAAAACAGUGCAUGGACCAGAGGCUCACGUCACCAAGAAGCAACGUAGCGACGCUCCUCCCAGACAGCAGCCACCCAAAGGCAAUGGGGAGAAUGAGGCCAAUUCCAAGCAUGGUGCAAGAGGUGUGGACGGCAAGAUUGAGGCCAACAGCACGUCCAGAGGAGUGGACGAUUAUCUUCAGAUCAAAUCUAUCAAGACGGAGACAUCCAUGACAUAUCAGUCCAGUCCUGGCGGCCACUCGUCAUGUAGCAGUGAGCCGUCGCCUCUCAGCAGUGCCAACAACAACGACAGUGGGGUAGAGAUGGCCAUGCACAGCGGAGGCAGCUUUGGGGACCUCAGUGCACAGGACGAUUGCCCCUUGGUUGACUCCACUGUUCCUGCUGGGGGACAGUUUGGUGGGAUGGGGCUUCAGUUGAGGAAAACCGCAGGUCACGGUUGUGGGAUCACCAUCAAGCUAGAAAACAUCAAAAAGGAAAGGCUGAAGACAGUGAGGGACUCCUGCCCCUGGGGCAGUUCUGCACCACAUCCACCGCAGGGCCAAUGCAACAGCAUGAAGCUGCCUCCCAUACCUGCAGUCGGUUCCCUGCUGGAGAGCUCCAAUGUGAUAAGUAACUUAAAUGGUCUGCAACCUAGCCAACGCAUGGGUGACCAGACCUCAUGUGAAAUCACACUGCUGAACCAGCUGAAUGAGCGCCGUGACAGCACCACCAGCACCCUCAGCUCAGCUUACACCAUGAGUCGCCGCUCCUCCGGUAUUUCGCCCUGCUAUUCCAGCCGUCGCUCCAGUGAGGCAUCCCAGUUUGGUGCCAACCGCCAUAACAACAUCAGUUCGGCUGACUCCUAUGACCCCAUCUCCACUGACCUGUCCCGCCGCUCCAGUGAAGCCAGCCACACUGGUGGUGGUGGUGGUGUCGGUGGAGGAGGUCUCCCAAGCCUCCUUAGUCUCACACCAGCUCAGCAUUAUCGACUCAAGGCAAAGUACGCUGCUGCCACAGGUGGAGCUCCUCCUACUCCCCUCCCCAAUAUGGACCGAAUGAGCCUUAGGACCCGCAUGGCAUUGUACAGUGACUCCCAGGAAGGUUCGUCUCAUGUGUUCCGUCAACCACCCCCUGGAGCUGCACCUCGGCGCUGCAGUGACAUUGGAUAUGGCAACAGGAGCAUGAUGCCCCACGAGGUACCCGCCAGCCUUCCACGUCGUGCCAGUGACCCAGUGCGACGUCCCGCCCUUGAUCAUCUUUCUUUUCCAAGGGUCCAGCGCUACAACAGCAUGAACAAUAUGAACCCCAUCAAUGGUUUCUCAGCUUCAGAACGCCACCAGUCACUGGCUAUGCAGGGCUACACUCGCUCUGAUGGUAGCCUGCAACACUACCCAUUUGCCCCGAGGCCACCUAGCAUUUCUGAGAAUGUAGCCAUGGAAAACAUGGCAGUAGAUGGAAUGAUUGUUGGAGGGGAGAGUGGGGAGGAUGACAUGGUGCUUCCAGAUGAUGUGGUGCAAUACCUCAGGUCUCAGAAUUCUGCCGUCUCAGGUCACAACUCUGGCCAAGCAGACUAUCAUUCCAAUAAUCAGGCUCAGGGCUACCAGACAGGUAUGGCCCCACCAGCAUCAUUUUACGCACAGAGGAGGAUGGCUAUGGUGGAUGCCACCAUGACUCAUGGUCAGGAUCAGCCCUUCUCAGCACCAGACAACAUGAACAAGAACAACAUGCCAGUGCAGUGGAAUGAGGUGAGUUCGGGGACUGUGGACACCUCAACCAAGCAUUCCAGACAACAACAGCAGCAUCCUGUCAGGGGGAAUUUAGCUGUUGUUCAGCAGAGGCACAAUUUUGGAUCCCUGCAGUCACAAGGUCAGGGCCUGAACAGCAACCAGCAGGUAGUGCCUAUGAGUCAUAACAUGUCUAUGCAGGGCUAUGUGAACCACAACAGUCAGAGGCUGAUGAAUAUGACCCACCAGCAGAUUCAGCAGCAGAGGCAAUACAACAACAAUAACUUCAGUGAGCAAAUGAGUCCACAGCAAGGGUAUGGCCAAGAGGCAAUUUCAAAUUCUAAAGCUAAGGGCACUAGCAUGAGACCUGCCCGCAACAGUGCAACAGAUCCAGAACUGCAAACCUACAGGACAAGGACACAGGCUGAUGGGUAUUCUCAUGUGAACCAAGUAGAUCACCAGCAAAAUUACAGUGUCGUCACCCAGCAGCAGCAAAGUAUCCAUAAUGGAGGCAGAGGAAUGUUACAACCCCGGCCUCCGGCAGAGCCAAAGGUUGUAUCCAGACAACACAUAGGGUCUAACAUGAUGCAUCCAAGCCGAAUACCCAAGCCAACUGAUUUGAGCCACAAUCGUGGCAAUGACACCUCAGAGGCGAGCCCAAAAAGGCCCAGCGGAUCAGUGUCUCACAACGGCAACUCUGAAAAUCCAAACUCUGCUGUAUUCUACACAGGUCAGAUUCACAUGUUUGAGCCAGCAUCUGCCAGCUUUGAUACACCCAUGUCCCCCAGUGCCAGCCAGGCUCCUGCCAGCAGCAACACUGCAGCACCCAACAUGGCUUCACCUGGAGUCAACCAGGUAUCCAGCAGUACAGUGGACUCUUCCACCGGUGGAUCUGGUGGAGCUGAGCCCUCCCAGAUUGACUUUGACACCAUGCUCGAUGAUGGAGACCACUCCAGCCUCAUGUCAGGCACACUGAGUCCUGGCCUUUUACAGAGCCUCUCCCAGAAUUCCUCACGUCUGACCACACCUCGCAACUCUGUCACCCUUGCCUCUGUACCGGCAGGGAUUGGCAACAUGGCUAUUGGCGACAUGAACUCCAUGCUCACUGCUUUGGCUGAAGAAAGCAAGUUCCUCAACAUGAUAAGCUGAGGCGAAUUAAACACCCAUGCUAACCAUUCAUUACAUCAGGAAUAUAUAGAAUAGACAUGAAAGCACUGACUGAGCAAUGCACAACUGGUUAUUUUAUACAUUUUUUUGUCAUUGUCCAUAGUAGUAUGCUGAUCUUGUAAUAUUUGCUUCAGAUAAUAUGUUAAUUGAACUGAAUAGUAAGAAUAGCUAGGGUUAAGGACCAUUUCUUUUUGACCAUCAUCAUUUGUUAAAAAGCCAUACUUUUUAGCCACAAAUAUAUGAUAGCCCAGGGUAUAUAAACACUUCUACAAACAACUACCAUUCAGUAUUUGCUGGCGUUAAAAGCCCUUUACAAAGUUGUGCACUGAAAGCAGUUCACAUCGUGCCUUGCUGAGGACAUCAAGGUAGGUAGAGGAUGACAUAAAAACAGAAUUACCAGGACACAGACAUGAUAUGUAGAUUUCAGGUAAUAUUUUUCAUGAAGACAUUUGUGUGUAUAGAUUAUACUAUAUGGUACUUGCUGUAAGUUAUGCUAUAGACAUUCGAUGUUUAAACUCGGGCUGUCAAAGGUCUUGCUUUAUAAGGGUUGCAAGAUUCUUACAUGCUUACAUAGCUACGCUGCAGUUACUGCUUAUUACUGUCAAUGUGUAUAUUAUAGGAAGAGCAAGAUGAGUUCAAGCUGGGGUAGGCAAUGUCCUUUUGUCUUUGUUGAUCAAUAAUUCCAUAAUAACCUUUAAGCGUAAUGUAAAUGAAGUGAUUAAGAGAGAACUAGACUUCUGCACCCCUUCAAGGCAGUUACAUAUUGACCAAUCACAGGGCAGGUCAAAGACAAAGAGCAUUCCUAUUGGCUGUUCUGCUAAGCCGAUACACUAAUUAGACAUUUUGGGUUAAAGGUUGCUAUUCCGGAAUUUAAAAUAUAUGCCGAGUGGGAUAAUAAAUGCAAUGAAACAAUGCCUAUAUGGGUGGAGCAUUUCCAAGCAUUUACUGCCAUAUGGUCUCAAAUUUGAUAAAGACCUACUGUUGCAACCUGUGUUUUUGAAUAAAGGUUCAAUUUGCAGCAGUACCACGCACUCAGAAUUGUAAGACUAUUUGCUUUUCACAAAGUGAAGAGUUUGACAGCCCUGGUUUAACCACAGUUGUACACAAUUAUUGUCCACAGAUAUUAAAUGCUUUUUGAUCAUAUGGUCCGAGCUCUUGGGGAUGGCACUGAUGAACCCUGAACACACAUUUCCUCCUUUGCCCUUUGGAUCAGAGGAAUGAACACUCCUCGGUCCCGUCUCACAAGGGUAAAUAAUUGGAAAGGACAAGGAUUUGCCACUGUGUUGGUCUACCAGGACGCAUGAACCCCUGUGUCUGAUGAAAAGCGUUCUCUAAAGGAAUAUGCAAGUACCUCUGUGUGUUCUCAGCACAGAUCCAACUCUAAUUAACACAUUCACGCAGCCUCCCUACACUACAUCCCAUAACUCCCCUGGGUUCUCAAUGAACUGCAGAGAGACCAGGAAGGGACUCCGACUUUGAUAAUGAAAUCUUGUUUCUGAAAGGAUCAGUGAACUCUCCAAAUUCCUCAGUUUUACUAUGUUUGCUGAAUUUUCAAGUAGCCUUUCAAAUGUUGGUGUGUAUGCUACCAUUCACUUUUCCUAUGCUAUAUGUGUGUUUGGGUGUGUAUGUGUGUUUGUGCGAGUGCGUGUAUAUAGCUUUUGUACAUUUCAAAUAAACUAUCUUCUUUUUUUCAGUUAAAAUCA